Molecule: messenger RNA, 1434 nt
Organism: Microthlaspi erraticum
Lineage: Eukaryota; Viridiplantae; Streptophyta; Magnoliopsida; Brassicales; Brassicaceae
Source: the annotation of a GenBank genome assembly
AUGUCUCAGGAUUCAAAUCCCUUAGAGAUGACUCAAAGGUUGGAAGCGGUAGGGGUAACGAAUGCAGACAAGAAAUAUGAGUGGGAUGAUGGACUCGACCAUGACGAUGUGACAAAGAUAUAUGUGGGAGGUGGUAGUAACGGCAUACAGUUCAUCAAGUUUGAAUAUGUCAAGACUGGAAAAGUGAAAAGAUCAUUUCAUGGUUACUCGGUUGCAGGUUUCACGCAGAUGUUUGAGAUUGACCAUAAAAAAAAUGAACAUCUUGAAUCUGUUGAGGGUUACUUAGAUUCAUACGGGAUUCAAGCACUUCGGUUCAAAACCAACUUGAGGAUCUCUGAGAUGAUCGGGUAUGAAACUGGUGAGAAGUUUACACGAGCAGUCGAUGGGAAAAAAAUCAUUGGGUUUCACGGAUCUGCUAAGAUUCACCUCGAAUCUCUUGGAGCAUAUUUCACAGAGAUUCUUCCUACGAGAUUGGAACCGAAAGGGGGCAAGGGAGGCAUUGAGUGGGAUGAUGGAGCUGAUUAUGUGGGUGUAACAAAGAUUCGUGCACGUGCUAGUGGAAAAGGCAUACAUAACAUCAGUUUCGAUUAUAUUAACAAGGAUGGACAUAUUUUUAAAGGGCCAGACCAUGGUUCUGAUACAGGUUACAGACUCGAGCCGUUUGAGAUUAACCAUCUCGACAAGGAAUACCUUUUAUCUGUGGAUGGUUGGUACUGCGAGACUUCCGGUGUGAUUGGAACACUUCAGUUCAAAACAAACAUGAAGACCUCGAAACUGAUGGGAAACGAGGAAACGGGUACAAAGUUUUCACUUGGGUGCAACGGCAUGAAGAUCAUAGGGUUUCAUGGGUAUGCUAAGGAGAACCUAAACUCGCUCGGAGCUUCUUUCACAACGCUUCCACUUACAAAAUUGGAACACGUGGGUAUUGCUAAAAGACCCCAUUGGGAUGAUGGUGCUUUCCAAGGAGUAAGGAAGGUGUCCUUUUGUUAUGAUCACUUAAUAAGGUGUAUUAGCUUCGAGUACGAUAACGACGGCAACGUGGAAGCCCGUCAGCACGGGUCGAACGUUGAAUCCAAUGCACAAGAGGCAGAGUUUGAAGUGGACUAUCCAAAUGAAUAUGUCACGUCCAUAGAGGGGAAACUACACAAGUAUAAUAACUAUGAUACGCUUAUUGCAACGUUGACUAUCAAAACAUCAACAGGGAGGUCCUCUAAGAUACUGGGAAAUGCGGUUGGGGACAAUCUUGUUGAUUUCGUGCUGGAGAGCAAAGGUUGUGCUCUUGUUGGGUUCUAUGGAUCGGGUCAGUUUUCUAAUCAAUAUUCUCUUGGUGCAUAUUCUCGUCCAAUGCCUUCUCUUCUAAAUGCGGAGAAACUAGAAGCAGAAGGCGGUGAUGAAGAAGCUUCCUCAAACAAUGGUGGUGUCGAUGGUGGUUGA